AUGGUAAGAUGGAGCAUCCUGCCUGCAGAUUGUAUCCCGAAUAGCUGUAUUAUUAACAUCUAUGAGGAGGGAGACUGCAUUCCGCCCCACAUAGAUCACCACGACUUCGUCAGACCCUUCUGUACGGUGUCCUUCAUGAGCACGAGCAACAUUCUGUUUGGAAGAGAAAUUGACAUUCUGGGACCUGGAGAGUUCAGAGGAUCGGUCGAGAUUCCGCUGCCAGUAGGUUCAGUUCUGAUUUUGAAAGGGAAUGGAGCAGACUUGGCGAAGCAUUGCAUUCCAGGAGUGCCGCAUCGCAGAAUUUCUGUUACUCUAAGAAGGAUGGACGAUAACAAAGUGCCACACGGGUUUCAGCCAGAUUUAGAGUUGGAGGAAUUACGCCCGUACUAG
This is a messenger RNA of Phalaenopsis equestris, 390 nucleotides long. Its product is annotated as RNA demethylase ALKBH5-like. Gene Ontology annotation, biological process: mRNA catabolic process. Gene Ontology annotation, molecular function: mRNA binding; demethylase activity. The coding region runs from base 1 to 390 and encodes 129 amino acids. NCBI's taxonomy places the organism in Eukaryota, Viridiplantae, Streptophyta, Magnoliopsida, Asparagales, Orchidaceae. The record is from RefSeq and is a predicted model, not a curated record. The transcript has a single exon.